Molecule: messenger RNA, 528 nt
Organism: Penicillium roqueforti
Lineage: Eukaryota; Fungi; Ascomycota; Eurotiomycetes; Eurotiales; Aspergillaceae
Exons: 4
Coding region: 1-528 (175 amino acids)
Source: RefSeq, a predicted model, not a curated record
AUGCUCCCCACACUCCUUACCGUCUUUCGUCGCGACUGCAAUGGCGACGAAACCAUGUCCAGCUGCACAAAGCCCACCAGCUCAGCAAUAACCGUUGGCAUUCCCGCCGCGAUAUCAGGGGUUCUCCUUAUAGUCGCCAUUAUCGUCCUGGUAGUCCUAUACCACAAGCGCAUACGUCGCGAUGACCGCGAAGACCUAGAAGAUCGCCAGCGCAGCUCUGGCUUCUAUGCUCGCUACGCAACACAGCGAUUUGGCACGGAGGGAGGACCACCACCAUCGAAAGGAGGUGCCUAUGCUUCUGAGUCGCGGCGCAGCUCUGCCGAUUCAAUCUUUGAUUUCAAGCAGGAUCACGGCCCCUAUCACCUUGCUCAUGCGGGGUUUGAUCUGCUUCUUGCUGUUCCUGCGGGUCAGGACGGUUUCUUCGAUUUUCGGCGCUUCUUCUUAUGGGCGAACCUGCUUGUUUCCAAGGUUCUUUUGUCCAAUGUAUGUAAUUUUAUGACUUUCGAGCGAUCUGAAGCCAUAACGUAA